Messenger RNA from Malus domestica (apple), 888 nucleotides. Its product is annotated as myb-related protein 308-like. The record is from RefSeq and is marked provisional. Lineage: Eukaryota; Viridiplantae; Streptophyta; Magnoliopsida; Rosales; Rosaceae.
AUGGGAAGGGCUCCUUGUUGUUCCAAGGUUGGUUUGCAUAGAGGUCCAUGGACUCCUAGAGAAGACACAUUACUCACCAAGUAUAUUGAAGCUCAUGGUGAAGGCCAUUGGAGAUCCUUGCCAAAAAAAGCUGGCCUCCUCAGGUGUGGGAAGAGUUGCAGGCUAAGGUGGAUGAACUAUCUAAGACCAGACAUAAAGAGAGGCAACAUAACCCCCGAUGAAGAUGACCUAAUUAUCAGACUACAUUCACUUCUUGGCAACCGUUGGUCUCUCAUCGCCGGUAGGCUUCCGGGUCGAACCGAUAAUGAGAUCAAGAACUACUGGAACACCCAUCUUAGCAAAAGACUCAGAAACGAAGGCACCGACCCAAACACCCACAAAAAAUUAUCUGAGCCGAUAGCCAGGGAAAAUAAAAGGAGAAAGAACCAAAGAAGCAAGAGCAACAACAAUAAGAAGGAGAUGGUGAUGACGAAAGACAAGAACAAUAAAACUGCCCAACAUGUGGAGCCACAAAAGCCUAAGGUUCAUCUCCCAAAACCUACUAGGUUUACUUCCUUUUUAUCCCUACCAAGAAAUGACAGUUUUACUAGUAGUACUACAGUUACUACUGGGUCUUCAAGCCAAGACUUAAACGGAGGGGGGGGGAGAGGAGGAGGAGGAGGAGGUUUUGGUGUUAAUACUUGGUGUAAUAAUGGUGGGCUUGUGUUUUGUGUUGGUGAUGAAGAUCAAGAUCAUGAUCCUAUUAAUUCUUCAGCUGAUGGCGGUGAUGAUCAUACGCUUGAAAAUCUAUAUGAAGAAUAUCUACAGGCGCUUCUGAAGAUAGACCAUCAUCAUGAUCAUCAAAAUCAACUUGAAUUAGAGUCAUUUGCCGAGUCACUGUUAAUCUGA